Messenger RNA from Brienomyrus brachyistius, 3386 nucleotides. Its product is annotated as solute carrier family 66 member 2. The transcript is spliced from 5 exons. The coding region runs from base 258 to 1070 and encodes 270 amino acids. Gene Ontology annotation, biological process: phospholipid translocation; retrograde transport, endosome to Golgi. NCBI's taxonomy places the organism in Eukaryota, Metazoa, Chordata, Actinopteri, Osteoglossiformes, Mormyridae. The record is from RefSeq and is a predicted model, not a curated record. Gene Ontology annotation, cellular component: trans-Golgi network; endosome.
AUGCUGCCCUGUUUGCGUGGCAGCGAUGCAAUGAAGUUCAGGAUCUGAAGCCACUUUAAUUCCCACCCAACUUUGGGAACUGGAGCGAUUUCCCACCGAUAUUCAUUUGAGAUACAGAUAUUUUGCCGGAAAUAAAUGGUUUCCCACUGGUCGGUGUCAAUCCGCUAAGAGUGACCACCAGUGAUUUGGAGUGCGCAGUUAGACCCCCCCCCCAUUGCUUAUCACCUCUCCGGGGCUUUUUAGGGCAUUGAUUGAAAAUGGAAGAUGAACUCUUUCAGCAGCUGACUUAUGUGCUCAAUCAGUUGGUGUCAUGGUUCGCCGCCGGGGCCAUGGUCUUCGGUGGGGUCGUACCCUAUAUCCCCCAGUACCGGGACAUCCGACGGACCCAAAACGCAGAGGGCUUCUCCUCCUACGUGUGCCUAGUUCUCCUGGUGGCCAAUAUAUUGAGGAUACUCUUCAGGUUCGGGCGGUAUUUUGAGACCCCCCUGUUGUGGCAAAGCAUCAUCAUGAUCGUCACCAUGCUGAUUAUGCUCAACCUGUGCACCAGCGUCCGUGUUGCCGCAGAGCUGAGCACCAAACGGCGGGUCUUCCUGGCAUCAGACAGUAAGGAUGAAGAGAUCAAAGUUCCUAAGAAGCUUUUCCUGGACUUCGACUGGAGCUCCUUCUGGCUGUGGAGUCGCUUCUCGGACUACCUGCAGUGCGUGCUGACCUUCACCGCCGCUGCUGGCUACGUCACCUACCUCCUGCUGGACUCCCCGCUCUAUGUGGAGACUCUGGGCUUCCUGGCCGUCUUCACGGAAGCCAUGCUGGGCACGCCGCAGCUGUACUGCAACUACCAGAACAAGUCCACUGAGGGCAUGAGUAUCAAGAUGGUCUGCAUGUGGACCAGCGGCGACACCUUCAAGACGGCCUACUUCCUGCUCACCCAGGCCCCCGUGCAGUUCUGGGUUUGUGGCCUCCUGCAGGUCUUCGUGGACCUCGCCAUCCUCUUCCAGGUCUACUACUACAGCCGCUACCCCCAGAAGCCUGUGUCCCACACGGCCCACACCACCAGCGCCAAGGCUCUCUGAGCUCCCCCCCACCCUGGCUAGGUGGGGACGCUCAUUCACACCCCCGGGCACACAGGCGUCCCAUGGCAUUUGCGAUGGGAGGAUCUCUUCCUACUUUUUAUAACCAGUCCUUUAAUAUUAUACGCAAUCUCUUUGGGCAUAUGUCAGUUUGUGAGCAGACUAUAAAUAUGUAUACUUGUACUUGCACACACCGAUGAUUGGUACAUAUGUAUACAGUGCACAAUGUGUGUGUUUGUAGCGUAAACACUCGUAAUAUGGAUGUUUUCCUUACGCCUGGCCUGCGUCUAUAACGACUGCUGCAUGCAAACCUUGCCUUAGAUAAUUCCUCAAGGGCUGCCCCGGCUUUGGAGCAUCGGGAAAGAAGCGGGUGCCACAUUGGAAACCCCCCCCCCCCCCCCCCGUAAACUGUUCACUCUUCUGUAGGUUUUAAACACCCCCGACAGUCACGACUUCCGACGCCAUUGUCACACAGUCCCGGUGGGGACCUGGUUACUCUCGUCUUUCCAGGCGAUUAGAGAACCCUGCUGACGUCCGGGGGCUCAGUCUCCAUCGAUCGCAGCUAUACCAAAAAAGGCCAUGACCCAUGGACGCACACACAAGAGCCAGUAGGGGGCAGCACUACUAAGACGUCAAUGUGUCAAACGUGUUCAUGAGCCAAUCAGAUGGUCCAUGCCUCAGAAGCUGGUACGUUUCAUUGGAGGUUUAUUGGUGGGGUUUCAUGGUGUCACAGUCCAGCCAUCCACCUGCAGCCAUCUAGAUGAUUCCGUGUGGUGCAGGAUAGUAUAUUAUUUUCAUUAUUAUGUUUAAUUACUUGUGCGAUAUGGGCAUGGGUUGCUAUAGUUAAUGUGUGGAUAAAAGCCAAUUUAAGCCUGAACUGCAUAACCACUGUUACGCUGCAAGGUCUGACCUCUCCUGGGGGGGGGGACAGACCUCGUGGAGGUACUCGGAGUGGACACCAGCUGUCAUUUGCUCCCGUGUCCAUGGUUACCCUUCGAGGUUCAGCUUUCAGGUUUUGGAUGAAUAAAUCUGUUGGUCACAUGGAUUUGGGGAAUCCGCUAAUCUCAUUUUUAUUAUUCUUGGUGUUUCUCCAUUCCAAAGGAUUUUUUUGGAGACAUGUGUUAGUUUUUCUGUAUUUUCUGUGUUUUUCCUUAGAAUUUUAUCUUUGUUUUAUACAUUUCGUUUUUAAGAACAUUUCACUUCCUAGUUACAGAUUUGACCAUCCUUUAUGUUACACGCCAUUAAUGCGCUCCUGGUGAGCUCGCUCACCACAUGCAGGUCACUUAAAGUGCACGGAUGGCCUUCGCUAGCCCGUAAGGCCAUAUCCUUCCCUCUCUGUCAUCCGUGCCGUCUUCACUGGGCCCCCAGUCCUUGCUUAUAUCAUAAUGGUCUGUCCCGGCUUCACCUCGGUUCAACCCAAUUGGAUCUGUGAAGUUUAGCACAUCUCCCCUUUCUGUGCUGUCCUCCUUUCAUGGUGAAUUCUGGAAAGAUGUGCCAGUAUUACUUUAAAAUGAAGUGUUUAAUGUAAAUGUGAGAGCUGAACCACAAGCCCGCUUCCCUGACAGAGCGGUCAAAACAAAGUCGCUCACAUAUGUGCGCUUUUCUGAUGCUGCGCGUCGCACCCGCGUGUCGCACCCGCGUGUCCCGGCUCUGUGGCCCCGGCGGGGUACACUCCAGCUCCCCAGGCCCGCCUCAGGGUCACACUGCCUCUCCGCUCCUGCACUUUCAAAGCUAACCUUUGACGCUCCUCCUCACCCUGUGCUGACCAGCACCGGACACAUCUGUGUGCUCAUGGGAUUUUUACCGAUACCAAAAUGUUGGGAGGGCUGAAGGAAAAAUGAUUGGUUCAGAGAGACUGGAGGAGGUGGGACCAACCAAUCAAAUGUCUUGGUCCUAGUUGAUUGCACCCACCUCCUCUACAAUUUGAUUGGUUCAGAGAGAGAACCAAUAAUUUUUCCUUCUGCCCUCAGAACAUAUAUGUGUAAAACUCCCAUGAUUUCUGUCUCCAUGGAGCUCCUCUUUUCAGUCUUUUUUUCAUAUUGUAUGUCAUUUGCGGCAUUAGCCAAAUGUGGUCAUUUGCUGAUGCAUUUGUUGUAAAUGAGUAUGGUAACGGCAGCUGGGUUAUUGUCAUUUAAGUCCCCCCUAUAAGAUUAAUCUGCAGGGGUUGCCUACAUGUGUUCAUAUACAUUUUUUUUAAUAAACUGUUUGUAUUCUAUGAAGAUUUGGUAGGAAGAAAAUGUAAAAAAAAAAAAAAAAAUCUAAUAAAUGAAUGGUUUGAGAAUGUUGCAAACGGUCAGUAAAGGAUUAAAGGUAAACGGA